UGAACUUUGACCACUUCCAGAUCCUGCGGGCCAUCGGGAAGGGCAGCUUUGGCAAGGUGUGCAUCGUGCAGAAGCGGGACACGGAGAAGAUGUUCGCCAUGAAGUACAUGAGCAAGCAGCAGUGCAUCGAGAGGGACGAGGUCCGCAACGUGUUCCGGGAGCUGGAGAUCCUGCAGGAGAUCGAGCACGUCUUCCUGGUGAACCUCUGGUACUCCUUCCAGGACGAAGAGGACAUGUUCAUGGUGGUGGACCUGCUCCUGGGUGGGGACCUGCGCUACCACCUGCAGCAGAAUGUCCAGUUCUCUGAGGACACGGUGCGGCUGUAUGUCUGUGAGAUGGCGCUGGCCCUGGACUACCUGCGUGGCCAGCACAUCGUCCAUAGAGACGUCAAGCCCGACAACAUUCUGCUGGAUGAGCGAGGGCACGCGCACCUGACUGACUUCAACAUCGCCACCAUCAUUAAGGAUGGGGAGAGGGCGACCGCGCUGGCGGGGACCAAGCCAUACAUGGCUCCGGAGAUCUUCCAGUCUUUCAUCAGUGGAGGGACUGGCUACUCCUUCGAGGUGGACUGGUGGUCGGUGGGGGUGAUGGCCUAUGAGCUGCUGCGCGGAUGGAGGCCCUAUGACAUCCAUUCGAGCAACGCCGUGGAGUCCCUGGUCCAGCUGUUCAGCACAGUGAGCGUGCAGUAUGUCCCCACCUGGUCCAAGGAGACAGUGGCCCUGCUGCGGAAGCUCCUGGCUGUGGACCCCAAGCACCGUGUGUCCAGCCUGCAGGCCGUGCGGACUGCCCCGGCACUGGCCGGCAUGCUCUGGGACGACCUGAGCCAGAAGAAGGUGCAGCCAGGCUUCGUACCCAACAAAGGCCGCCUGCAUUGUGACCCCACCUUCGAGCUGGAGGAGAUGAUCCUCGAAUCCAGGCCACUGCACAAGAAGAAGAAGCGGCUGGCCAAGAACAGGUCCCGGGACAGCAGCCGGGACAGCCCGCAGUCGGAGAAUGACUACCUUCAGGACUGCCUUGAUGCAAUCCAGCAAGACUUCGUGAUUUUUAACAGAGAAAAACUGAAGAGGAGCCAGGACCCGGGCAGUGAGCCCCUGCCCGCACCUGAGGCCGGGGACACGGAGGCGGCCUCAGAGGACAGGGAGGGGGCGCGCCCCGCCCUGCCCAUGUGUGGCUCCCUCUGCCCCUCUGCUGGGAGCAGCUAGGCGGGCGGCCGGCCUGUGGAGACCAGGCUCCAAGGACGAACAGCGGCGGGGCUGCAGGCAGAGGCCCAGCGUCCAUGUCCCCAGCCAAACAGCCCAGCCCGUCCAGGCGCAGAUCUGGCCAUAUUUUCACUGGGACCAUCUGACUGCAGAGGCUGCUCCCUGGCUCAGUGUCGCAGUAACAAGAAGUGACUGGUGUGGCUGAGAGUGGUGGGAAAGGAGGGCAGGUGUCCCCAGCCACUGAGUUGACUGCGAUGCCGGAGGGAGGCUCGUGGCUGCUGGGCCAGGUCUGUUCUGGCGGCCCCGACCGGCUCACAUGGUGGGCACGUGCACUGGCCCUCAGCCCCCUGGCUGUGCGCAGCUCCUGUCCCUGCCCUCAAGCUUGCUGCCCAGACCUGGUGGUGGCCAGCAUGGGCUCAGAUCUUGUACAUCAAGUGGGGAGGGUCAUGGGCAGGAUGAUGAAUAGUUUUCUAGAGAUACACUAUUCUAGCACUUUCUGCUGUCUGUGCAGUUCCACCUCUGCGUAUCAUGCCUAGAACUGCUCACUGUCAAGUCUUUGCCUGCUCUGAGUGCAGCCAUGCUGGGCAGCGGGAGGCUGUGGAAUGGGCAAGAUGAGGCCAAGGGCCCCAUCAUGCUGGGCAGUGGGUGGGUGGUAAAAUCACAAGGACCAAGUGGGCACAGAUGGUGCAAAGGAGAGCUGGCUGGGCCAGGCAGAGGUGGCGUGGAGAGACUCGCUGCCCUACUCACUGAGGGCCCCAGUACAUGGGUGCCACGUGGUGAUGCAGGACCACAGCCA
Manis javanica (Malayan pangolin) is the source of this 1995-nucleotide messenger RNA. The record is from RefSeq and is a predicted model, not a curated record. Lineage: Eukaryota; Metazoa; Chordata; Mammalia; Pholidota; Manidae.